UUUUUUUCAAGUACUCAAAUGUAGUUGGUGGAGAGACACGAGGGCAGAAGGCCUGAGUGGAUGACCUUUAGGGAAAAGGGUCUCUCACUCUCGGUCUCUUGAAAAAGGGUCCAUGGCCGCGGCUGCUAAUGCUACAUGAUCUCGGGGGGACUUACACCUCCAGCCCGAUCUCGCCAAAGGACACGGAGAGACACGGGCUCCAGCAGACGAUUUGAGAUGAAAUAUUUUUCUCCAUGGAUCUUGUUACCUUAACUUGGACUCUGCGGCGAUGUCCAAAGGGAUUCCUUUCGUCUUUAAGGGCAAAAGUGAGUGCCCAGUGCAACAUACUAGCAUCCUCUGCACUCCCCGAGGGCCCAGAGACACCCGAGGCAAUGGAGUCUUUCAGAAGAAGCCUUCAAUAACUGCAGCCGAGCUUGAUCACCCAAUCAAUUACCAGAUAAAAAGUAGAGUCCUCAAAGAAGUCUGACAGAAAUCGAGAUGGCAGAAGGCCCCGGAUCCAGUCGCAGUCUCGAGGGGCCCAAAGUCACAGGGGACCAAAUUUUUUCGGACGCCGCAAUGCAAGAACCGCCAGUUUUCAGCCGCAAACUCCGUAAAGCCGCAGUGGGAACAAGUUGUGACAUCCGACUGAGGGUGUCAGUGACCGGAUAUCCCAAACCUUCGUUGACCUGGUACCACAACGAUGAGCCACGGCUCCCAUCCGAAGGCCAGGACUCAGGCGGGCUGUGGAUUCGGGACUGCCGCAUGAGCGACGCCGGCUUGUACACGUGCGUGGCGACCAAUGAGCUGGGAGAAGCAAGCUGCAGCGCCGUCUUGGCCAUUAUGGACCUCGGCGAAGACUCUGAGACCACAGAGGAUGAGGCCACAGAACCUCAGAUGGAAACCAAAGAAGGGCCCGGAAGGCACCAAGACAAGGCUGGACGGAGAGGACCUUCAGGUGAGGGAGGCGGGAUGAUGGACUCUAACCCCGACGCUUCAGACAGCAGGGCCACCCUCCCCGGUGCCUACGACCCGGUGGUGGAGCGAGAGCUCCGCGCUCUGGGCUCCCGGCCCCCGGGGCUCCACUUGGACCCCACAAACGCUGCCAGGACUCAAACUGCUGGUGAAUCUCAGGGGCUCUCCUCUUCCCGUGUCCCCCUGUCUUCUCCCCAUCCACCUCCCAGUGCGCUCAAACACAGCAGCCACGGUCCGGAUAAAACCAAACCUUCAGAUCCACCGUCUUUUCAGACAUCAAGCGUCAACAGUGUUGUCAUGACACCCAAACUGGCUCGCGCAGGGCCCAAGAUCUUUGACAAGGUCCUCGCCUUUGAGGAACGAAGGGCGAGCGCCGAUCCGCCGGCGGGAGUCGGAUUUGUGCCGGGUUCGAGAUUUGGACGGGCGGCUUCCUGCGACUCGGACGGCAGCGGAAAGAAGACGGGAGGCCUGCAGAAGCGAGCGGCGUUCAAGCCGCGAGCCUCGUCGCUGGAGGGCAAGACGAGCUACUCCCAGAAGGUCCAGAGCUACCAGAGCAAGUUCGCCGAAGAGCUCCAGAGGAUCAAGAAGCUUGUGGGGAAACCGAGCUUGAAGAAGGCUUAUUCCACUGAGCAGCCCACGGGGAAGCUGGAGCCCAUUCCUCCCCAAGUGGUGAGAAAGCUGCAGGCCAGGGAGCGAGAACCGGAGCAGAGGGAGGCUCCGCCGGGUCCAGGUCCCGGGACUCAGAGGACCGAGCCCGAGACGUCACAAGACAUCUCUGUUACCAUGGAGACGGCACACGAUCACCAGUUACCAGGGCAACCGCCGUCAACAACCACAAGCCUCGCCAGGGAAACUCUCCAAAACACACGUGGCAACACGUGGCAAAACCCCUCCUCUCCAUGGCGGGAGACGAAGACGGACGACAAAGCGGAACACGGAGCGGCCCCACUGACUGUGAGGGAACCGGGGUCCCUGUACCCGCCCAAGCCCAAGCCCCAAGCCCCCCCAUCACCCGCUCCCUCCAUCAGCCCUCUCACGAAGAGGAGGAAGGCGGAGGCGGGGCGGACGUCUCCGGCCACGAGAACGAGCAUCCCCGCCAUCCUGGUGGAGGACGAACCCUUGGAGACGGAAGGCGACGCGAGAAGGAAAGAGGGGAACGCUCUCAAGACAGAAGGGCGCUCGUCUGAGGACUCUGACGUGGAGCCGGCCGGGGGCCCGAGCUUUGAGAGGGCUCUCGUGGACACCACGGCGGCGAGCGGCUCGGAGGUCACGCUGAAGUGCAUCGUCACCGGGACACCGCCUCUUUCAGUGACGUGGAGGAAGCAUAACGUGGAGAUACGGAGCGACGCCUUCCACGUGGUGGAGGCCGACGGGGGGACGCACAGCCUGAUGAUAAAGCAGAUGAGGCCGAACAACGCGGGGUCCUACUGUGUCGCGGCGGUCAACGCGGCGGGCCGAGCGUCCUGCGCCGCCGCGCUCCAUAUCCAAUCGGAGCCGGCCCACGUGCAUUGUGGGAAGGUCAGAAGCCCAAUGCAGGAGGAGGCCAUGCAGCUCCGGCCCUCCAGCGCCGCCACUAAAAGAGUCCACUUUGAAGAAACUCCCUCAUUUCAGGAGGCGCCGUGUGACCAGGAGGUGACUCAGGGUCAAGAUGUGGUCAUCUCAGCGAAGGUGGCCGGGCAGCCCAAACCCGUGGUGGACUGGUUGAAGGACAAAGUCCCGGUGAAGACGGCGGGGCGCUUCGCCGUGAGAGAGACGGGCGGCGGCGCCAGUGAAAUGAGAAUCGGCUCAGCCCGGGUGUCCGACUCCGGCCUUUACAUCUGCAAGGUCGUCAACGAGUACGGCUGCGAGCAGGCGGAGUGCAGGGUGGAGGUCAAAGCGUCUGCGGCACAGACGGCGCUGAGAAUCACCCGGGAGGUCAAAGGUGUGGCGGUGAAGGCCGGGGAGUCGGCCGUGUUCGAGUGUCACAUGACGGGACCGCCGGACGUGGACGUGGACUGGCUCUCUCACGGGAAGCUGAUCCAGCCGGCGCUGCUCAACUGCAAAAUGCACUUUGACGGCAAGAGGUGCCGCCUGCUGCUCGAUUCGGUUCACGAGGACGACAGCGGAACGUACACCUGCAAGCUCGGCACUGCCAAAGAGGAGUUGACCUCCACCGCAAACCUGAGCGUCGCGCCAUCCAAGGAGCCUCUGUUCACGCGCAAGCUGGACAUCCUGGAGGUCAUCGAAGGUCACACCGCCCGCUUUGACUGUAAGGUGAGCGGGUCGCCCGCUCCUCGAGUCACGUGGAUGCAUUUUGAGGCGAGAGUGGAGGAGAGCGAUAACGUCCGCAUGCUUCGAGAAGGGGGUCGCCACUCGCUGCUCAUCGGCCGCGUCGGCGGCGACACGGAGGGCUUCUACACCGCGGUCGCUCAGAAUGCUCACGGAAAGUCCGAGUGCACCGCCGAGCUCUACAUGCAGGAGCCUCGAGCGGCCGUCUCCUCUCACGCGGCCAAGUUGGAGAAGAUGCCGUCCAUCCCCGAGGAGCCCGAAGUGCUGGAGAGCGAGGUGGAGAGGAGGACCAUGCCGGACUUUGUCAAGCCUCUGGCGGACGUGGAGGUGGUCGACGGCAAGGAGGCGCUGCUGGACUGCAAAGUGGCGGGCCUGCCCUACCCGACCAUCGCCUGGUUCCACAACGGCAAGCGCAUCGAGAGCAGCGAGGAACGCAAGAUGAGCCAGCACAGGGAUGUCCACAGCAUGGCCAUUCGGAGCGCCUGUCAUGCCCACGGGGGCGUCUACAAGGCCGUCAUCUCCAAUAAACUGGGCAAAGCGGCCUGCUACGCACAUCUUUAUGUCACAGAUAUCGUUCCUGAGCCCCCUGACGGUCCUCCGGUGAUCGAGGCCAUCACGGGGAAAACUAUAAGCCUCAGCUGGAAGCGGCCAAAGAGGCUGGACUCUUCGUUUGAUGCCGGCUCCUUGAUGUACGUGGUCCAGCAGCAGCCUCUGGGCUCCAUCCAGUGGUCUGUCGUGGCGUCUAGCCUGAGCGAGACCAGUUACUCCGCCACCUCCCUGUCCAAAGGAGUCCGUUACGCCUUCAGAAUCCUGACGUCCACCGGGAAGACCCUGAGCAAGCCGUCCCCCUCGACUGACCUGGUCCAGCUGCUGGACAGAGGACCCUAUUUAAGGAAAGCACCGGUGAUUCUGGACAAACCUGACAUCGUAUAUGUCGUUGAGAACCAGCCCGCGAGCAUCACCAUCACGCUGAACCACGUGCACGCAGUCGUCGCCUGGAAAAGGAGGGGGGUGGUGUUGGUCAACCGACUGGGGAUGUAUGAGAUGAGCAUGCCGGACGACGAUCAACACACGCUGAAGCUCCAGAGGGUCAGGAGCUCGGACGCCGGUCAGCUCGUGGUCUCGGCCAGCAACCAGUUUGGCAGCGACCUCUGCACGCUUCAGCUGGCGAUGGCGGGGCCUCCCAAGUUCGAGACCAUCAUGGAGGAUGUGGACGUGCACAUUGGGGAGACGUCCCGUCUGGCGGUGGUGGUCGAAGGGAAACCAGAACCAGAUAUCCUGUGGGAAAAGGGCGCGGUGCGUCUCUCCGAGAGCAACCACUUCACAUUCGUGUACGACGACCCCGAGUAUUCCCUGGUUGUCCUCAACGCCCGGCCCGAGCACUCCGGCGUGUACACCUGCACUGCCAAGAACCUGGCCGGCUCCAACUCCUGCAAAGCGGAACUCACAGUUCACACAGAGCGAAAGGAAGAAACAGAGCCAAUAGAAGACAAAGGAACCAUUUUGAGGAAGAUGAGGCGUUUGACGGAUUACUAUGAUAUCCACAAAGAGUUGGGGAGGGGGGCCUUCUCCUAUGUGAAGAGGGUGAUUCAGCAAAAGGGAAAGGCCGAGUUCGCCGCCAAGUUCAUCUCCGCGGGGGGGAGGAGGAAAGCCGCGGCCCUCGGAGAGAUGGACCUGCUGUCGGAGCUGGACAACGAGAGGAUUCUCUACUUCCACGACGCCUUUGAGAAGAAGCGCGCGGUGGUGCUCAUCACAGAGCUAUGUCACGAGGAGCUGCUGGAAAGAAUGGCCAAGAAAACCACAGUGAAGGAGCUGGAGAUCCGCUGGAGCGUUCAGCAGCUCCUGGAAGGUCUUCGUUACCUUCACCAGAAAAACAUUGCCCACCUCGACGUGAAGCCGGAAAACAUUUUGAUGGCAAGUCCCGCCAGCGACCUGAUCCGCAUCUGCGACUUCGGGAACGCCGUGAAGCUGGAGGCCUCCGAGGAGCACUACUGCAAAUACGGCACGCCGGAGUAUGUGGCGCCGGAGAUCGUUAACCAAACUCCCGUCUCCACGGCAACAGACAUAUGGUCCGCUGGUGUCAUCACGUACCUCUGCCUGACUGGCGUGUCUCCUUUUGCUGGUGAGAAUGACAGAGCGACCGCCUUAAACAUCCGUAGCUACAACGUGGCGUUCGAGGAGAGCAUGUUCGCCGACCUCUGCAAAGAAGCGAAGGGAUUCGUCAUCAAGCUUUUGGUGGCGGACCGACUGAGGCCCAGUGCCAUCGAGUGCCUUCGUCAGCCUUGGUUCAAGUCGUCAACGAACAAGAGCAUCAACACAGCGAUGCUGAAGCAAGUCUUGUCUCGAAGACGAUGGCAGCGUUCCCUUAUCAGCUACAAAUCCAAGAUGGUGAUGCGGUCGAUCCCAGAGCUUUUGAAUGAGUCAUCGAAGCACGUCUCCAUUGCCGUGGCCCGGCAUUUAAAAGAAGGCUCCCCGCCACCCUCCUCUUCCUCUGACUCUGAUGCGGACAUCGAUGAGCUUCCCUUCAUCCCGAUGCCGCUGUCCAUGGUCUUCUCCGGGUCCAGGGUCUCCCUCAACGAGAUCCCGGGGGACGAAGACGUCGCGGCGUGGCCCGGCGGCACUGCCGAUGGGACGAGGAAAAAGGACAACGCGGAGACGGCUGGUACGAGAGGAGGGGCUAGUAAAGGGGCGAAGGAUGAGGAGGAAACCCCAGUUGAGGAGAGGAUGGAAAAGACAAAACAAGCUCCCCUUCAAAAAGGAUCAAGCGUGGAGGCGGACGAAAGUCAGACGAAAGCCAGGAGGGCCACGAUGAGGAGAGGCAGCUCUGCGGAUUCAGCUCUGCUUCUCCACAUGGACCCAGAAGAGGAACACGCAAAGCAGGAUUCAGAAGAGAGUAACAAGAGCCUGAAGAAGGCGGUUUCCAUGGAACUACCCAAUCGCAGCCCGAGCCCCGGGGUGGCGACGCUGAGCCAGGAGGAUUAUGCCCUCAAGCUGGAACUGAUGAGGCAGCGGCUGCUCAGGGGAGGAAACGUGGACAAAAAGAUGAGCGGCCUGCGAGGGCCUUUGUUUGAAACACUGGGCAUGGAGGACGAGAGGCGCACCGCGUCUCUGGAUCGUAACUUGAGGAGAUCGAGGGCGGGACCAUCGGCGCUCACCAGAGCAGCGUCUUCAGAGAACCCCGGAGAGGACACGCCAAAGACCAAGGUUUUACUGAAAAGCACCUCCUUCACGCAGGGGGAUUCCGAGCCCAUGCCCUUGCACCGCAGGUUCGGAGCCCCCUUAGAGAUCCCAUCGGUGGGCAACGGCAGCGUAGAAGGGAAAAAGCUCCAGGAGGCCACCUCGAUGUCCGCGAUCACGGAACAAACACCGUCUCCGUCUGCCUCCCCGACAAAGAAGACUUCCUUUAUCCUCCUGACACCGGGGAGGUUGGACCAACAGCAGAAACGGAACAAUGGAAAAGAACGUGAUGAUAUGCAAAGUAUGAAUGAGAAGAACCGGGAUGGCGUGGCAGGGAAACGGACCAAAACCCAGUUAGAGAAGCCAGAUGAAGUAGAACCGAGAUCACCCGCCGUUAUUACUCCUAGAAUUGUAAUAGAGGAUGAUGAUGAUGAUGAUGAUGAAAAGAAAGAAGAUCAAGAGUUACGUAUUAAUGAAAAGGAUAUGAAAGAUCAAAUGCAAAAUAGUAAACCCUCCUCUGCAUAUGCGAGUGUCAUCGAAGCUGUGGCAGCCACAUCGAGUGGCUCGAGGUCGAGCCUCACGUUACCCGAGCAUCCAGCGGUUUUCGCCAAAGUAGCGGCGGCCGAUCGAUCUCCUGGUUCAGCUUCCAGCUCGCCAAACCUCGAUCCGGCUGCCGGGUCCCGCCACCCUGUGCUGAGAACAGACAUCAAAGACAUCGACUCUGAGGAGGUCUUUGAAGCCCGGUUUAGGAAGCGGGAGUCGUCUCUGACCCGUGGCCUCCGAAAACUGACCAGGAACAAAUCGGAGGACAAAUCCCCCGUGCUGAACCGGAAGGGGGGCGAGGAGGUCUACAGGCCGGGGCCUAGGGGGGCGCCACUUGAAAUGGUGUCCAAAGGACUGCAGAAGAAAUCCAAGUCUGUUCAGGAUUUGAGAGAAGAAGAGACGGAAACGGGCUUGGGCCGGAUCGGGAGGUUCUCCUUGCGGUCCAAGAGGUCCCCGUCUGUGGAAAAGAAGGAUGAGAAACCAAAAGAGGAAAAGCAUCAGGACGCGCCGAAAGCCGCUGUCAACAAGAGGGUUUCGUGGGCGAUCGGUCACAGUCGGUCCCUGGAUACGAAGGAGCCGAGCAGUGCAGGGGCCCAAAGGCCGCUGGAUGAGAGGGAAGAAAGAAAGGAGGACGAGUCAUCGGUUUCUGCCAUGAGGCGCAAGUUUGAGUCCAAAGUGGCAGGAAUCUCUGCCAAAAUAAGGACCCAGUCCGAGGAGAGGAAGGAUCUGGUGCAGAGGGAUUUGAAGAAGGUCACCGACUCCCCCGUUCUGGCAAUGAGACACAAGUUCGAGAACAAAGUGGCGGGAGCGACCUCAAAGAUCCGCACUCAGUCCGAGGAGAGAAAGGAGGGCGAGGAGGGCGAGAUGACGCCUCUGUUCACCCGCCAUCGCCAUUCCCAAUCCGAGGGGCGGGGCCUCAAAGGGAUGGGCAUCCCCGAGAAUGAGCUGGCCAAACAGACGGGCGCCGCGGCGUCCAAGGAGUCCAUCGAAUCCGCCUCCAGCGUCCAUUCCGAAAAGACCGCGAAGACGGACCGGCGAUCCCGGUGGGACAGGUGGGGUUUGACGAGGGGCAAGAAGGACAAGACCCCCUCGUCUGCCGCCCCCACAGAGGAGGGGUUGUCACGGAGCCGGCAGUUCAUCCGCUCGGCUUCGGACUUCGCCCCCGUGUUCCACAUCAAGCUGAAGGACCACGUCCUGCUGGAGGGGGAGUCGGUCACCCUCAGCUGCCUUCCAGCCGGGAGUCCACACCCGGACAUCUCGUGGACGAUGGACCGGAGACCUCUGCAGGUGGAUGAGCGGCUCGACCUGAUGUCUCAUCCAGAUGGCCGGCAGCUUCUCACGAUCGUGAAGUCCAGCCGGAGGGACGCUGGGGUUUACGAAUGCGUGGCGACCAACCCCAUCGCGACCAUCACCACCUCCUGCACGCUGACCAUCGCUUGUGUCCCCAAACGGCCCGGGACCCCCGAAGUCCCCCAGACCUACAACAACACGGCUCUGGUGCUCUGGAAGCCAGCGGACUCCAAGUCUCCGUGCAGCUACACCCUGGAAAGCAAAACCGAAGUUCCUUUUGCAGUUGAUUCUAACUGGCUGACUGUGGCCACUGGAGUUGUGGACUGCUACUACAAUGUCACCGACCUGCCACCAGGGGGCACUUUUAAGUUCCGAGUGGCCUGCACCAACAAGGCAGGACAGGGCCCGUACAGCAACGGCUCUGCUCCAGUCAGCCUGGACUCCACAGCUGGAGGAGCUCCACCCGCCACGGCCGUCGUGAAGACGGUCCCAUCUCCGGUCGUCCCCUCCUCGGUGACCGCGUCCCCGUUAAAGCCGGUCCAGAGCCCGGCUCCGGGGACGGCUGAUGCAGCUCCGCCUCUUCCACUUCCACCUGCGCCCUCUCUGUCUUCCGGCCCUGCGACAAAUCCCGCCGAGCACGCUCCAAAAAUAAGCUCCUCUCAUCCCUCUUCACCCGCAGUCAAAGCACCUCCGCCCUUUGUCCUCCCCAAACCCCAGAGUCCGGUGAACGUGGUGUCUCCUAUGACCCAGAACCCACCCAUAUCCCCGCCCCCGCCUCUUGUAACCCCGACGCCGUUUAAACCGGCGGUGGCCUCGGUGCCCACGUACGCCCCCACCACCACCGCCACAGCCCGCGUGACCCCGACCCCCGUCCCCUUUUGCCCACAAGUGCUCCAGUCCUCCAGCCUGAGCCCCAUUGGUGACGGGGUCGGUGGCCCCAGCAGAGGCCCCCCAUCAGGACGCACUACGCCCUCCACUGCUCUGCAACAGGGGGUUCCACAGAAACCGUACACUUUCCUGGACGAGAAAGCCAGGGGGCGUUUUGGAGUCGUCCGAGAGUGCCGCGAGAACACGACGGGCAACAUCUACAUGGCGAAGAUCAUCUCCUACAACCAGGCGAACAAGCAGGAGGUCCUGAAGGAGUACGAGAUCCUGAAGACCCUCCACAAUGAGAAGGUCAUGGCUCUGCACGAGGCCUACGUCACGCCGCACUACCUGGUGCUGGUGGCGGAGUACUGCACCGGCAAAGAGCUGCUGUACAGCCUCAUCGACAGGUUCCGCUACUCUGAGGACGACGUGGUGGGCUACCUGGUCCAGAUCCUUCAGGGGGUGGAGUACCUCCACAACCGGCGCGUCCUCCACCUGGACCUCAAGCCCGACAACAUCAUGGUGACCAACCUCAACGCCAUCAAGAUCGUGGACUUUGGGAGCGCUCAGAGCUUCAACCCCCUCAGCCUCAAACACUCUGUCCCGGGGGCGGGAACACUGGAGUACAUGGCUCCCGAGAUGGUCAAAGGGGAGGUGGUUGGUCCUCCUGCGGAUAUUUGGACUGUUGGCGUUGUGACCUUUAUCAUGCUCAGUGGCCGGCUGCCCUUUGACGAUAAAGACCCUCUGCAAGUGGAAUCCAAAAUCCUGACGGCCAAGUUUGACCCCACUAAACUCUACCCCAACGUGUCCCAGAGUGCCUCCUCGGUUCUCAAGAAGAUGUUGAGCAGUUACCCGUGGGCCCGUCCGACCACACGGGACUGCUUCACCCAGGCCUGGCUGCAGGACUCGUACCUGAUGAAGCUGAGGAGGCAAACUCUCACCUUCACCUCGGGCCGACUCAAAGAGUUCCUGGUGGAGCAGCAGGGCCGCCGCACGGACGACGCCACCGAGCACAAGGUGCUGCUGCGCACCUACCAGAGCUCCCCGGCGCCCGGCACCGGCCCAAAGUGAGAUGGGCCGGCAGUGACUUGUUCACGUAGGUCAGAACUGCUCAGAAACUGCUCAUCCUUUGAGAGGACACUGGAUGCUCUUUGGUUUUCUUUGAUUGCACACUUUCUCGGUCCCCUCGUGAGUUCUGAACGUGCACAUUGAUUCAUAUGAUUGUUUUUUGUGUGAACAUCGGUCUCCACUGCGCGAUCGGACCCCGGAGCAUGCAUACGUAUACCGUCAGCGGCUCCCCCUUGUUUCUGUCACUACAUGUGUAAGUCAACAACUCACGUGAAAUGUACCAUGAUUUAAAGCUGCUAAUUUUAUUUUAUUUUUUAGCAUUUAACUACACCUUUUAAAACUCAAAACCAAAAAAUAUUCUUUUUUUCUUUUUUUGUGUGGAAACUGUUUACUUUUUACAUGUUAAUUUAUUUGUGCGUGUGUGUGUGUGUGUGAGUGCGAGAGCUAAAAAAGGAAAAAGAUAUAACUAGCGUGCUCGUGAUCGGCGUUCAGAUUCACACCGUGAAAAUGAACUAAUUUAGGCCGAGCUAGGAACUUCUGGUACAACUCGUCGUCCUGUGGUUGAAACUAAACUGUCAUGAAAAGUCAUCCGCUGUGGUUUUCUCAUAUCUCAGAUCACGAUCACCCAGUCAGUGCCUCAAUCGGAUCGAUAACCACAAUGUUUCUCUUGAAUGUGUCUCCACGUGGUAAGAAUUCACAAUUGAUUGACAAACGUUUGACUGCAAUAUUUGGACUUUACAACGACGCGGAUGCGUCCUCAUCCACGCAGUCCUUGUAAUAAUAGACGGUCUUGUGUAUUGCUCUAUCACAGUGUUCCCUUUUUGUAUGAAUUUGGACGUUUAAAGAUUUAUAAAUGUACCAAUUUGCGGUGUUUAUAUGUGGGGGGGGGUGAAGAUGUUUUUAUGAGAAGGUAUGUAAUAAACUAUUGAUACAAUUGGGAAAGGUUA
Messenger RNA from Pseudoliparis swirei, 11111 nucleotides. RefSeq names its product striated muscle enriched protein kinase a (gene spega). Lineage: Eukaryota; Metazoa; Chordata; Actinopteri; Perciformes; Liparidae. The record is from RefSeq and is a predicted model, not a curated record. The transcript has 42 exons. Bases 478 to 10167 code for a protein of 3229 amino acids. Gene Ontology annotation, biological process: protein phosphorylation. Gene Ontology annotation, molecular function: protein kinase activity; ATP binding; protein binding.